AUGUUUGCUCCCAAGACAUCUGCGCCUGCUACAGGCGGACUUUCCCCUCACCACGAACUCAUUGUUACUCAUUCGCUAUCCCUUGCUCUGAUUCGUUCCAUCGCUACUUUUCCCAGUAUUUUCGGCGGCAACACAAACACAUCUGCAGCUACAUCCGGCGCACCAAGUACUACCAAUCUCUUCGGAAACGCUGCGACUUCGACAACACCAAAACCAGCAGGGGGGUUGUUCAGCACUCCAGCUACAGGAACCACAACACAGGCGACCGGAUCCAACAUGUUCGGAGGUCAACAACAGAGUAGCACGACUGGUGGCAGCCUUUUCGGCGGCGCAAAUACUACUACUACUACUACCACACAACCUUCGGGGACAACUAGUCUGUUCGGUGGGCCGACUGCUGGCGCUGGCACCGGCACAACUCAAGCAACAACAGGCGGUGGUCUUUUUGGCGGCGCGUCUACAGCACAAACUCAAGCAAAGCCGGCAUUUGCUGCUCUUGGUGGUGGUACUUUCGGCAGCGGGCUUGGCACAGCAUCAACAGCAACCCCAGCGCCUCUAUUUGGCGGUAAGAACGCAACCCAAACACAGCAAACUCAAGGGCCUACCCUCUCUCUUUUCGGCCAGCCAGCUGCCCCUAAGACUACGCAACCAUUACAGCAGAGCACUGCUACUAGCACUGUGAUUCCGGGCGUCAAGGUUGACGUCAGCAAUUUGCUACCCACCACAAAAUUCGAGAGCUGCGCCGAUGAGAUUCGUAACCAAAUAGAGGCUAUUGACAAACAUAUCCUCAACCAAAUGAAGAUGUGCCAUGAAGUUGGGGAUCUCCUACCAACCAUCGUGCAGCAGGGUGCCACAAUUCCCAACGAUGUUGAAUUUGUGCAAGGAAAACUGGAGACCAUCCAACACGCGCUCGAGAACGAUGCCAGUGAUAUCGAUGGGCUGCGCAGCCUUGUCGCACGGGAUGCGGCCGAGGCCCAAGUUGCCUUCCGUGCCAUUGAUACACUGAAGCUCCCUCUACAGUAUCAAACAACUGGUGGUGGAUGGUGGUCUGUGCAGGAUCAACAGAUUCCGGAGCGAUCCAUGCGCUCAAGCCGCAAAAAUACGCUGGCCCUCCCUGACGGCGUUGAAGGCGAUGCCUCCGAGACUGACAUCAACGGUGUUCCGGUCAACUUGGUCGAUUAUUUCUCUCAUCGCUCAAAGGAGAUGAAAGGAGUUCUUGGGAGAUAUACAGGAAAUCUUAAGGAGAUCGAGGACCAUCUUCAUGGUGUUGAGGCUACUCUCAAUCGCCAGAUCAGCGACUUCGUGAGCUCCAAAUCUCGUGAUGCCGCCGCAGGAACUCCCAGAUCUACUACCGCCGAUCUUGCUGCGGUGCUCACUGAUGUCGAGGCUGGCAUCAUGGGCGUCGCCACCCGUCUCAGUAAUGUGUCGGAACAAGUGCAGGAUCUGUCAAUUGGGCAGCAGUCCCUGGGCGAUGGGCGACUCCAUCUGGGAUAG
Messenger RNA from Penicillium paradoxum, 1494 nucleotides. RefSeq names its product nucleoporin FG repeat-containing protein. Gene Ontology annotation, molecular function: structural constituent of nuclear pore. Gene Ontology annotation, biological process: nucleocytoplasmic transport. NCBI's taxonomy places the organism in Eukaryota, Fungi, Ascomycota, Eurotiomycetes, Eurotiales, Aspergillaceae. The transcript is spliced from 4 exons. Gene Ontology annotation, cellular component: nuclear pore. The record is from RefSeq and is a predicted model, not a curated record. Bases 1 to 1494 code for a protein of 497 amino acids.